AUGCAGUUCCUCACAGCAGCUGUACCAGUCCCGCCCACCGUGGCAGAUGAUGGUGAUGAACUGGAACAGCUUCUCCGUGAAAUAUUCCUUUCUUUCUCAUGCGUUUCUCAUGUAACAGCCAUCACAGCGGUCCGUUCAGGGGUCGCAAGUGCUGUAGUAGAAGCUGCAUUCCGAUGGUCAGACAGUCGAAGGGUGUGA
Ostertagia ostertagi is the source of this 198-nucleotide messenger RNA. The record is from the annotation of a GenBank genome assembly. Lineage: Eukaryota; Metazoa; Nematoda; Chromadorea; Rhabditida; Trichostrongylidae.